UUCACUUCCAUUUCUCCUUGCAAAUUUCAUUUCUUUUUCCCCAUUUUGUGGUAGCUUUUUAAGCACGCAAAAGUGGUGCAUGCAGGCUUCUUUUCUUCAAGUACUUUGCUUUACUCGCCAUUUCCUGCCUCCUAUAUUUAGCUUAUUACUCUUUUGGAUAUUCGUUCUUUUGUGUUCAUUGUUAACAAAGAACAAAGAUUUUGAAUUCAACAGUAUUAAUGGGGUUGGAGAAGAAAGAUCAAAUCCUAGGAAAUAAUGAAUUGAAUUCUGUAAAGCUCAAGUACGUGAAGCUUGGUUACCACUACUUAAUCUCCAACGCCAUGUAUCUCUUUCUUGUGCCGCUCAUUGUAGCUUCGGCUCAUCUUUCUGUCGAAGAUUUCAUCCAUUUGUUGAACCACCUUAAGCUCAAUCUCAUAUCAGUCACACUAUGCACUGCGCUCACGGUUUUCCUUGCAACCCUUUACUUCGUGGCUCGUCCCAGACAAGUUUAUCUGCUGAAUUUCGCAUGUUACAAGCCCCCUCCAGCUCAUUUGUGUAGCAAAGAAACUUUCAUGGACAGGUCUAGGCAAAACGGGGGUUCGCAAGAAAGUUUAGAAUUUCAAAGGAAGAUUAUGGAGAGAUCAGGGCAAGGCCAAAAGACUUAUGUCCCAAAAUCCUUGCUGCAAGUCCCAGCCAACCUGACCUUCGAGGAGGCUAAGAAGGAGGCAGAGAUGAUAAUGUUUGGAGCUAUCGACCAACUGUUAGCAAAAACUAAGGUAAAUGUUAAGGAUAUAGGGAUUCUUGUUGUGAAUUGUAGCUUGUUCAAUCCUACGCCGUCCUUGUCAGCCAUGGUCGUCAACCGCUACAAGCUCAGGGGGAAUGUUUUGAGCUAUAGCCUUGGUGGGAUGGGCUGCAGUGCUGGACUUAUUUCCAUUGACCUGGCCAAACGCUUGUUACAGGUGCAGCCUAACUCGUCUGCGCUUGUAGUGAGUAUGGAAAGCAUGACUCUUAAUUGGUACAACGGCAAUAAUCGCUCAAUGCUCAUCACAAAUUGCCUCUUCCGCUUGGGUGCAGCGGCGAUCCUCUUAUCAAACCGAUUAUCUGAUCGUUUUCGUUCAAAGUACCAACUCAUUCACACUCUGCGCACCCAUAAGGGCGCAGAUGACAAAUGUUACAAUUGCGUCUUUCAAAAAGAAGACACUGACAAAAAACUUGGCAUCGCACUCUCCAAAGACUUGUUGUCGGUGGCCGGAGAAGCCCUUAAAACAAACAUCACAACAUUGGGGCCAUUAGUCCUGCCCCUAUCUGAACAAAUCCUGUUUUUCGUGAAUUUAGUCGCGAGAAAGGUGUUCAAAAUGAAGAUAAAACAAUAUGUUCCCGACUUUAAGCUGGCUUUCGAGCAUUUCUGCAUACAUGCUGGUGGGAGAGGGGUGCUGGAUGAGCUAGAGAAGAACCUUGGGCUCAGUAAAUGGCAUAUGGAGCCCUCAAGGAUGACUCUUUACAGGUUUGGGAACACUUCUAGCAGUUCUUUGUGGUAUGAACUGGCUUACUGUGAGGCUAAGGGGAGGAUCAAGAGAGGUGAUCGGGCAUGGCAGAUUGCAUUUGGGUCAGGAUUCAAGUGCAACAGUGCUGUGUGGCGCGCAUUGCGAACCAUUGAUCCGGCAAAGGAGAAGCAUAAUCCUUGGAUGGAGGAGAUUGAUGAGUUUCCUGUUGAGGUGCCUGAAGUGGCAUCCAUUGUUACUUAAGACAUUUUCUUUCUGGCAAGAAAAUUAUAAUAUAUGCAUGCGUGUGUGUAUGUGUUGUUUCCGUAAUGGAUUUUUUUUUCCUUCGUUUGGGUUUUGGCUUUGAGAAGCUAGUGUCAUAUACUUUUAAGUUCACACUCUGUAGGUGACAAUAAAAAUUACCUUUGAACUCAAAAUUCAAGAGUGAUUGUUCUAAAAUUUAAUGAUAAUUUUUAGCUGCUACGUUAGAAA
Molecule: messenger RNA, 1952 nt
Organism: Alnus glutinosa
Lineage: Eukaryota; Viridiplantae; Streptophyta; Magnoliopsida; Fagales; Betulaceae
Product: 3-ketoacyl-CoA synthase 20-like
Exons: 2
Coding region: 219-1724 (501 amino acids)
Biological process (GO): fatty acid biosynthetic process
Cellular component (GO): membrane
Molecular function (GO): acyltransferase activity, transferring groups other than amino-acyl groups
Source: RefSeq, a predicted model, not a curated record